GCCCUGGAAGGUCCAUCCAGUAUUACGCUCCCCGUAAACACGUGCGCGUGUAAACAAAACACUACUUUCCCCCAGAUUUGUGCUGCUUUUUUUGUACGGUUAUUCUUUUUGUUGAGGAUACUGAUAGAUAUGCAAACAGAUAGUUUUGAUCCCGAGAAGAGUGAAUUUCUGCAGCCAUCAGAAAGUGAGAUACAGACAUGGAUGUCAAAGGCGUUUGAUAUGGCAAUUGAAGCCCUUGAGAAUGGUGAGGUUCCAGUUGGCUGUUUGAUGGUUUAUAACAAUGAGAUUAUUGGAAAAGGAAGAAAUGAGGUGAAUGAAACAAAAAAUGCUACCCGGCAUGCAGAAAUGGUGGCACUGGAUCAAGUGCUGGAUUGGUGCCGUUUUAGAGAGAAGGACCCGAAGGAAGUGUGUGAACAGACUGUACUGUAUGUGACAGUGGAGCCAUGUAUCAUGUGUGCAGCUGCUCUGCGCCUGCUUUACUUUCCUCUUGUUGUAUAUGGGUGCAAAAAUGAGCGGUUUGGAGGCUGUGGCUCCGUCCUGGACAUCUCAUCAGAUCAUUUACCACACACUGGAACUACAUUUAAGUGCAUCGCAGGCUAUAGAGCGGAAGAGGCGGUUGAAAUGCUCAAGACAUUUUAUAAACAAGAAAACCCAAAUGCUCCCAAACCUAAAGUGAGGAAAGAUUUGGUUAGUCCACCAGGUGGCGCUGUAGUCAUUCAGGCAAAACAAGGACCACAAGAUUGAGGAGAGAGAAACAAUUGGUCCUUUGAGCUGAAAUGGAAAAUAUUUGAACAUUCAGACGAUUACAUGACCUCGUAUCUCAAUGAUUUUGCCAUCUUUUUGAGAUCAUUGAUUUAAUCUACUUCUAUUUGAGGAACCACAUUGUCUCAUUAGCCAGACCACAUCGCUCGUAAACCUCCAGGCCUCUUCUUCUCUGUGGCUGGACGCUGUGAGUGUCUUCACAGCAUGUGGAAGCAUAAGACUAGGCCUGUUCUGCAUUAAAGUGCAGGUUCUUCUCCAGCUCUUGCUCUCUAUGUGUCCUUAUAUAACCCAGAACACUGGUUCUGAACUCUCCAUGAUCUCAGUCUUGGGCUCACUCGCAGAUGCAGGGCAGACCCAGGUGGAGUUUCCACUUACUUCAUUGCCAGAAACUUUAAAGGGAUAGUUAAAAAUGAAUGUCUAUCAUUACUUUCUCACCCUACAUUUUCUUCCAUAGUGCAAAAAGGUGAAUUUCAUGAAGAUUUUUUUUUUUUUUUAUGAAUACCAA
Messenger RNA from Rhinichthys klamathensis goyatoka, 1267 nucleotides. RefSeq names its product adenosine deaminase tRNA specific 2 (gene adat2). NCBI's taxonomy places the organism in Eukaryota, Metazoa, Chordata, Actinopteri, Cypriniformes, Leuciscidae. The transcript is spliced from 6 exons. Gene Ontology annotation, biological process: tRNA wobble adenosine to inosine editing. Gene Ontology annotation, cellular component: nucleus; cytoplasm. The coding region runs from base 130 to 744 and encodes 204 amino acids. The record is from RefSeq and is a predicted model, not a curated record. Gene Ontology annotation, molecular function: tRNA-specific adenosine-34 deaminase activity; zinc ion binding.